Messenger RNA from Talpa occidentalis (Iberian mole), 2596 nucleotides. RefSeq names its product protocadherin beta-16-like. The record is from RefSeq and is a predicted model, not a curated record. Gene Ontology annotation, molecular function: calcium ion binding. Gene Ontology annotation, biological process: homophilic cell-cell adhesion. Gene Ontology annotation, cellular component: plasma membrane. Lineage: Eukaryota; Metazoa; Chordata; Mammalia; Eulipotyphla; Talpidae.
UCCACCCAGUUUCAGACCGCCUGGAAGCUAAGCCAUAGCUUUCUCAGCCAGAGCAAAAGUGAGUGUGAAACCUCUUAAUAAAACUCUAUUUAGCGGCACAGUCCUGACCUUCUGGACAGAGCUACUAAGGCCCUGGGAAUAUAUGAAGAAGUUCCCGUGAACCUAGUUACAAAAAAAGAGCAAUGGAAAUUGGAUGGAAGCACAAUCUGAGACAAAGGCAAGUCCUAAUUUUCUUUGUUUUGCUCAGCAUGUCUGGGGUGGGCGCCGAACUGGGACCUUAUUCAGUAGUGGAAGAAAUGGAGAGGGGCUCCUUUGUGGCAAAUCUGCAGAAAGAUCUGGGGCUAGGGUUAACGGAGAUGUCCACCCGCAGGGCACGGAUCAUUUCCAAGGAGAACAAAGAAUAUUUGCAGUUUCAGGUUCAGACUGGGGAUUUGCUCAUAAAUGAGAACCUAGAUCGAGAGGAGCUAUGCGGCCCCACUGAACCUUGCCUACUACAUUUUCAAGUGCUAAUGGAAAAACCUUUAGAGAUAUUUCAGGCUGAACUGCGGGUGAAAGACAUAAAUGACCACUCUCCCGUGUUCACUGAAAAAAAUAUGACUCUAAAAAUACCAGAAAACAGCCCUCUAGGAAUUCUAUUCCCUCUGAGUAAUGCGGUGGACUUGGAUGUAGGAAGUAACAACUUUCAGACCUAUAAAAUCAGCCCCAACUCCCAUUUUCGGGUUUUAACUCGCAAUCGCAGCGAUGGCAGAAAAUACCCUGAACUGGUGUUGGAUAAAGAACUAGAUCGGGGGCCUCCCCGGUGGCGCAGCGAUCGGGAGGAGGAGCCUGAAAUCGCAUUAACCCUGACCGCGCUGGAUGGAGGCUCUCCACCUCGGCACGGGACCGCGCAGGUGCGCGUUGAAGUGGUGGACAGCAAUGAUAACGCCCCUCAAUUUGGACAGCCGCUCUACACAGUGCAUAUUCCCGAGAACAGCCCCUUGGGCUCUCUGGUUGUCACCGUCUCCGCCACGGAUUUGGACAGUGGCGUCAAUGGGAAAAUAACAUACACGCUCUUCCAGCCUUCAGAAGAUAUUAGUAAGAUUUUGGAGGUAAAUCCUAUAACAGGCGAAAUUCGACUGAAAAAACAAGUAGAUUUUGAAACAACUCUGUCUUACGAAGUGGACAUCAAGGCCACUGAUGGGGGAGGUCUUUCAGGAAAAUGCACUCUUCUUCUGCAGGUGCUGGAUGUGAAUGAUAACCCCCCAGAAGUGACGAUGUCUGCAUUCACCAGCCCCAUCCCAGAAAACUCGCCUGAGAUUGUAGUUGCUGUUUUCAGUGUAUCAGAUCCGGAUUCCGGAGACAAUGGGAAAACUAUUUCGUCCAUCCAGGAUGACCUUCCCUUUCUUCUAAAGCCUUCAGUCAAGAACUUCUACACGCUGGUGACAGAAGGAGCCCUGGGACAGGAAAGGCAGGCCGAGUACAACAUCACGAUCACCGUCACGGACUUGGGCCCCAGGCUGAGGACCCAGCACCACAUCACCGUGCUGGUGUCCGACGUGAACGACAACGCCCCCGCCUUCAGCCAGAGCGCCUACACGCUGCUGGUGCGCGAGAACAACAGCCCCGCGCUGCACAUCGGCAGCGUGCGCGCCACCGACGCCGACGCGGGCUCCAACGCGCAGCUCACCUACUCGCUGCUGCCCGCCGGCCGCGCGCCGCCGCCCGCCGCGCUCGUGGCCGUCAACGCCGACACCGGCCAGCUGUUCGCGCUGCGCUCGCUCGACUACGAGGCGCUGCGCGCCUUCGACUUCCUGGUGGGCGCCACGGACCGCGGCUCGCCCGCGCUCAGCGGCCAGGCGCGGGUGCGCGUCGUGGUGCAGGACGCCAACGACAACGCGCCCUCCGUGCUCUACCCGCCGCCCAACGCCUCGGCGCCCUGCCCCGAGCUGGCGCGCGCGGCCGACGCGGGCUACCUGGUCACCAAGGUGGUGGCGGUGGACGGCGACGCGGGCCAGAACGCCUGGCUGUCGUUCCAGCUGCUCAGGGCCACGGCCGGGCUGUUCGGCGUGUGGGCGCACAACGGCGAGGUCACCGCCAGGCCGCUGGGCGAGCGCGACGCGCCCAAGCACCGGCUGGUCGUGCUGGUCAAGGACAACGGCGAGCCGCCGCUGUCGGCCAGCGUCACGCUGCACGUGCUGCUGGUCGACGGCUUCUCGCAGCCCUACCUGCCGCCGCCCGACGCGCCGCCGCCCGCCGCGCAGGCCGACCGCCUCACCGCGUCCCUGGUGGUGGCGCUGGCCGCCGUGUCGUCGCUCUUCCUCCUGUGCGCGCUCGCCUUCGCGGCCGCGCGCCUGUGCGGGAGGCGCGGGCCGGCGCGCGCGCGGGCUCGCUGGGCCCGACGGCCCCUUCCGGGCCGCCUGGUGGACGUGGGCGGCGCCGGGACGCUGUCCCACAGCUACCAGUAUGAGGUGUGCCUGACGGGGGGCUCAGGGACCAACGAGUUCAAGUUCUUAAAACCGGUUAUCCCUAAUCUGCAAUAGUAGAGCACAACAAGUGGAGUGAAAGAAAACCUGCUGCCAAUCAGAGAACAAAUUCCCGGGGUUCUGAAACACUGAAA